Messenger RNA from Musa acuminata AAA Group (dessert banana), 3301 nucleotides. RefSeq lists its product as uncharacterized. The transcript is spliced from 3 exons. Lineage: Eukaryota; Viridiplantae; Streptophyta; Magnoliopsida; Zingiberales; Musaceae. The coding region runs from base 2108 to 2821 and encodes 237 amino acids. The record is from RefSeq and is a predicted model, not a curated record.
UGUGGCUACGUUUCUAAAGAAGUCGCUAUCCGAUCCAUUGAAUAGAAACCUUUCCUGCCCGUCAUUGGACACAAGGGUGAGACGCGUGGUGCGGUUCCUUGGUGUGUCAUACCAUAAGAUUAGCGACUUUUCUGAUGACCGUUCCGAACGAGAUCGUUUCGGUCCUAUUAAUUGCGCGCUGAAAGCAUCGUCUUCCCGCUCCAUUUCCGUUUCAAAUACUGUUGCGGCUUACGAAACAGGGUCUCUCGCCUCGCCGCCCCUGAUCGAAGUUUUGAGAAGAUGAGCUAUUACAACCAGCAGCAGCUUUCCAUCGGGGUCCUUCCUUCCCAAGGAUAUCCGCCAGAGAAGUACCCGAAAGACGCCUAUCUGCCGCAGGGGUACCCGCUGGCUGGCUACCCGGAUACCCUUCACCGUACGCUCAGACGCCCCCCAGCAGUCAAUCAGCCGGCCUUCCGUCAUGGAAGGAUGGAAAAUUUUGUGUUUCUGGAUAGAAAGCAUGCAUCAAGCGGUAAGAUAGCAACGUUUUCUAGUGAUUCCAACCUUGGCUUGGAGUGUCAUUCAAGGCAGGCCCACAGCUCAAGUCAUUUUAAGAACAGUCUCUUUGUAAUAAAUUAGUUGACUGUGAGCAAACCAAUAGAACAUCCCACGUGCUUGUUUUUAGCUAGCAAUUUGCUUGCAUUUUCUUGUCCAUAAAACUUCCUCCCAGACUAUGGUUCUUGUUAUAAAGGCUUAAUGAGUAUUGUUAUUUAUAAAUCAAUAGUAGGACUAUGAAUAUCCUUCUAUACUCUUCCAACUUAGUUCAUGGUAUUAAGCUAGAGAGGAAAUAUAAUUAGCUUCCAAGAUGCUAAUUUUGUGAAUUUGACAUUGCAGUUUUAUAGCAUUGUUAUUAAAAGGGAUAAUCCAGGUCUAUAUCAAUUAGAAAAAUAGAAAUGACUUGCUCAUUAGUAACACUUGUAUCAUAGUGAGAAAAAGUCAAAUGUCAUGGCAGAAAACCUAUUCCAUCAAUCUAUCAUCUAACUAUGGGCACCUUUAUUAUGUAAAUAUGGUGGUGUUAUUUAUCUUGUUUGUUCAAUCCAAAUAUCCUUUUCCUGAUGAUUUUAUAUAUAUGUAUACCCCUUAAAAUACAUUCAUCACAGGAAUGGGCCAUGUAUGAGUUUAUCACAUUCAAGUAUUAUCAUGUAUCAAUUUUAGGAGUCAUCUAAACCCAAAUCAAGAUAUGAUUACAUUAUCCUUUGGUCCAAUUCGAUUGAAGAUAUCUGGAUAGUUUUCACUCUUUAUCAUGUAACAGGGAGACCUUGUAGUCAGACUUGAGAACAAUCUGGAAAAGUCAUAGAUAAGAUAUCCCUUUUAGUUUUCAAUAAAAAAAUGGAUGAAAAUAUAUAGGCCAUUGUAAUGAAACGUGAGAAUGGAGGAAAAUAUUCUCUUGGAGUGAUCCUUUACAACCUUAUAAUGGAUGGUACCUUAUAUAGAACUCAGCACUAAAGAGGCCUCUACUAGUUUUGUAGAAAAUAAACAUGUCAAGACAAGCAGACAGGUAUUGAUAAAAGAAAAUAAAAAACAUCUCAUCUUCAUCAUUUAUUUUAAAAAUAAAAAAAAAGUGAAAAUAGGAUGAACAUUUGAUUACGAGGAAAAUUUUGUCAAUCUUGUAUCUAGUUAUUAUCUCAAUUGCUUAUCAUAUUAAAAGAAAAUUGAUUGUCACAAAAUUGAUUCGAUUAAAUUCGGAUAGAUUAUUGAAUUUAUAAAAUAGAAAUAGGAUGAACAUCAUCGAAGCAACGAUUUCUAACGUAUUCCUACAUUCUGCACGGUAUUUGUACUGUCGCUUUCCAGUAAAAGCCGUUUGGAUUUGUUAGUUUGGCGUUGUAGUCCGUCACAUGCGAUUAGUUUGUUAGAAGGAUUGAUUUAAACCCAGUUUUCCGUGGCGGCUUCUCCAAGAAACCCAUCUAACCCUCGACAAAGUCAACCGCAAGAAAACGUAGUUUGCAGAAACUUCUUAGAAUUGCUUUAGUAAUUCCGUGUCCAAGUUUGACUUAUCAAUUCCUUCUCUGCACACCAAGAAAAGGAUACAGAUAUAAUUAAAUGUGUCAAAUGUAUAUAAACACGCCACGAGAUGCCAUCAGGUUUCAGAACUCCUUCAUGUUCGCUUGCCCAAGCUAUGUUGUGUGGAUUGAGAAGCCUCAAAAGAGUCGACAAGUCAUGGUCACCGAAGGCAUCGAAGAAGAAGAAGGCCGACAAGAACCCGUACUCGACGCGAGGCCUCGACAAGUUCGCCGCCGUGCUUGCUGACCUCGAGAACCGAAGGGCCAAGAUCAUGGCGAACGCUGGACCGCAGGAUGCGUCGACGUCGGUCUGGUUCAUGUAUUCGGAGUCCAGUGAGUGUGUGCCGAUCUUGUUAAGACACAACGAUCAUAUGAGCCGGCAGCCGAUGCCGCCGGCGGUGGCUCACGCCGCCGAUGAAGACCUCAAGGAAGUCAUACCGCUCGUGGGUUCUAAGGAUGAGAAGGAAGUCAUCAAGGAGAUGGUUGCAGUAUCGGAGAGGGAGGUGAAGAAACGAUGGUCAUGGAGGGACUGGAGGCCAAGCUACUAUUGGCCUCUGGUGAUGGUGACGGUGCUGAUACUGUUCUGCUUGUUGAUGUUUGGAAGAGUGUUUGCCAUAUGCUGCACCUCGAUAUGGUGGUACAUGGUGCCCACAAUGCAAGGAGAAGGUAAGGCUCAGAGGAGAAGGGUGAAGAGGAAGAAGGAUGACAGGCGGAUGAGUGAGAAGAGUUUGGUGGUGGCACCUUCCUCCUACCAGGACAAGAAGGUGGAGAGGACAUGCAAGUGAUCUGGAAGACCUUCAUUGAUUCUUGUUCGUAAAUAUUUUUUCCCCGUUUUUCGAUCAUUAUGUGAUUACUGAUGUAAAUUAUCUUUCUGGAUGAUGGGUUUGAUCGGGAAGAAAUAUCCAAGCUCAUCAUCUUCGGAGUUGGUUUUUGGGAUUGAGAUCUCAAUAAUGAUGUUCUUGGUUUGUGAUCUUGAGCCGUAAGCAAGGUUAGAAACUGGUUGUUUGUUACAGCCACAGAGGGGAAAAGGCUUCGCGGUUUCCAGGGGUUAGACUUUCUCUGGUCAACGAACAGGCGCUAUAUUGUAUAUAUGAGGAGAUAACAAGGUAUCACCUAACGAUGAUCUCACGUUGACUGAAAUGAGGAUCGCCAAGAAAGUUAAGAUUGCUCACCCUGUGCAACAAGGUUAAUUAUAUUAAAUAUACGGAAGUUAAGAUUGUCAGGUUCUCACGGAAAUCAUCUCUUUAAACCUCAUAUUAAUGGAA